Molecule: messenger RNA, 4426 nt
Organism: Colletes gigas
Lineage: Eukaryota; Metazoa; Arthropoda; Insecta; Hymenoptera; Colletidae
Gene: da
Product: transcription factor 12
Exons: 13
Coding region: 831-2612 (593 amino acids)
Biological process (GO): regulation of transcription by RNA polymerase II
Cellular component (GO): transcription regulator complex
Molecular function (GO): RNA polymerase II cis-regulatory region sequence-specific DNA binding; protein dimerization activity; DNA-binding transcription factor activity, RNA polymerase II-specific
Source: RefSeq, a predicted model, not a curated record
UACAGGAAGGAGCUUACGUGGAUAUCGUCCGCCUGUUUCCACGCUCAUCGUCGCUAGCCUCCUUCCGAUCGAUCUCGUCGUUCGCUUGCACGUUCUCCUCGCGUUCCUUCGACGGCGGAACGUGAAAUUCUGGUGACCCGGUAGAGUGUCGUCGAGUGCUCGCGUGGACCGAAAGUGCCGACGCGUGUAAUCGUGAACUGAAUGUUCCGGCCGGGCGUCGCGAGCGUUUCUCGCGUCGAGGCGUAGUUUUACUGGUGCGUCGUGGGUUCCGCUCCGAUCCUCGGGUACCGCGAUCGUUGCUAAACAGGUGUUCACGAGAAGCAAUCGGAAAGCGACUCCGCGUGGAGAAUGGUGCGGGGACGCGCGGGUGAAUCGUAGUGCGGCUACGCGAUGCGUCCUCGUGGCACGCGGCGGCGUCGAUGACUUGAGGCCCUCUUGUUGCCUUCGAAAACGUGCGCGACCCUGGUCCCCCCGAUGACUCUGUUUCCGUGAUAUAUCCGUACCGGUGCUCCAUAAACUGGUCAAGUGCGUGGUGUUCGCAGCCUCGAGCUCUUUGUUUUGUCUGUUCAUCGACCUCUACCGUUUCUGAUAUGCUCCGGGAAAUUGGUCGUACGUGACGCGAGAGGUGUUCUAGAGAGUGGAAUUCGUACGAAGCUUCCCGCUGCCGAUAGCGCGCUGCUUCGACGCGAGUGCAGAUUAUUGCCAGUUCUGACGGACGAUGAGACCGAUAACUACGUACCGAUUCGCGAUCGUUGUCCAGAUUUGAUAGCGAACGCGACCAUCGGUGUUAGGCGGCCACGUUGCCCGCGGCCGGUACUCGUAGCCGCGAAAUGCAGUCGAACACGAUACUGCGCGACAUCGUCAGCACGGAGAAGCUGAUGGGAAACAACAACAAUCUGAACAACAACGGUUCCCCGGGCACGGACAUAAUGUUCCAGAUGGAGGAUGACGGGCUCACGCAGCUGGGUAGCGUCUUUCAAUCAGCCUAUCAGUCGAUCGUUGGCGGUGGUGCGCAGUACGGCUCGGACGAAUUCGGCCAGGACUCGCCGAGAUACACCUCCCCCAAGGCUGCAGCCCUCUACGGAGACCCCUAUUAUAUCGAUGGGAAUGCUGCAGGAACGGGUCCUGGUGACCCAUGGACGGGUGGCGGCGGCGGGGGCGGCGUUCAGCCCCCGUACAGCGGAUAUGCACCCCCUCACCUGGCCCAGCCAGCCUAUCCCAUGCACCUACCCCACGACCCCAUGGCGUACUCGGCUAUGUCGCCGAAUGGAGAACCGGCGGCGCCGAUUCUGGGCUCGGCGGUUACCAGUGCGGCCUCACUGCCACCAAUGUCCACAUUCCGGGGUAGCGUCGCAGUCGCGGCGAACAGCGGUACCGGUGCACCAUCCCCGGCGUCGUUGCAAUAUAGUCAUAGUCCCGGCGCGCCAACGUCCGCGCCCUCCGCACCCAAUUCUGCACCCACGACGAACCAACAGCCCACCACGGGGGACAACCUCGGCAAGACUCUCGCGUCUGUAGUAAGCACCAGAAUCUAUCCCACGGACCAAUCAGUAUCGAGUUAUAGCAGCAACCCAUCCACACCAGUCAGUUCACCGCCGCCUUUGACGGGUUCGGCGCCAGGCUGGGCAGCAGGUGCUGCGCCAGUGUCUCCGCACUUCACGGCAGAUCCCAAUCGUGGCACCAUUCACAUGCCGGCGCCUGAACAGCAGAGGCUAGACGAUGCCAUCGGCUUUCUUCGCGACCACGCCGAGUUGGUACAGGGAACGCGGAUGGAGGAACGACUGGACGAUGCCAUAAACGUUCUGAGAAACCACGCGGAGAGCCAGCUGGGCCUUCAUAUUGGUCCCGUUGGUCCACACGGUUCCCUCUACUCCCACACAUCACCACCGCAAUUGGACCACUUGACGAGUCCACAUCCUGCGGUAACAGUGGCACAACCUCAAGGCUCCUACCCUGGUCUUACGCCAACGCCCGACACGGACGGUUCCAUUAAAAUCGAAAGGUUACCCGUGACAAAUGCCAAAUACGUCUCUUUAGAAAAGAGAAAGGACCCGCCGGACAGCAGCGGCGGUGAAACGAAACCAUCGAGCAGCGAUCUGGCGGCGGCGGGUGUAAUUGGCGCAGCCACGGUCAACUCCACGUCCCAAGGAAAAGGGACGAAGAGAUCCCGCAGAUAUUGUUCGAGCGCUGAUGAAGAUUGCGACGAUCCCAGCACCAAAGCGGUGCGCGAGAAGGAACGUCGCCAGGCCAACAACGUGCGUGAAAGGAUACGUAUCAGGGACAUCAACGAAGCUCUCAAGGAGCUUGGAAGAAUGUGCAUGACGCACCUGAAGACGGACAAACCUCAGACGAAGCUCGGUAUCCUUAACAUGGCCGUCGAAGUGAUCAUGACGCUAGAACAGCAAGUUAGAGAACGAAACCUCAAUCCAAAGGCAGCGUGUUUGAAGAGGAGAGAGGAAGAAAAAGCAGAGGAUGGACCUAAGUUACCUGGCCAUCUUGCUGCGCACAUAGCACACCCACACCCGCAUCCUCACGCGCAUUCUCAGCCACCCUUCUCCGCGAUGCCUGGCCCGCCUCCUUCCCUUCAGCACAAUCCGUCACAGCCACAGUAGCAGCGGCUCAGCGGCGGUGUGAUCCUGUGUUAAGGGGUAGAUACAGCUUAAAAUUGUAAUAGUUACGGGACUUUCGCGGGACUCGCGCAUACAGACAGGACUACCCUCCUACCGCGUACCAGUUGUACGAAUCGAGCCAAAAUUAGGGGUACUACGCGACACGUGACACGAAUAUAAUCUUCGAACGUAACGGUCAUUUACGUUCUACGGAAGAAACGAGGACGCUUGGUACGACUUUCCCGGGGAGACGGAUCAAACGUCGAUUCCGGGACGCUGCGCUGUCGAAGCGCAGAACUUGUGCAUGUCGUACGAUCCAAGUGGGAGACGCGGGUACGCCCUGACGAUGUCCUGGCGGUUUUUUCAAUGUGACUCUAGAUACACGGGCGUACGACGAGCAGGGGAAUAGUGGUCGCUCUGUAUGUCACCGCGAGCCAUCAAAGAGAUAGAGAAUGAGAGUGGAAGAGUGAGAGCGAGAGCGUGGUUACUUUUAAGAGGCAUCUACCCAAUCCCCCCAGUUCCCCAUGAAGGCGGCUUAAAAUUAUUUUUAUAAAUAGCGAGAAGACAAAGGAAUAUGGUUCCUCUCUUUCGAGACGUAAGAAGCGCGCGUAGCGCGAUCGAGAUUAUAUUGAAUUCGAUCUCCAUCCCGCUAACCGGCGCAUCCCCCUGAACCCCUUCCCCCCGGACCUUGUUGAAAUUGCCCAGCAUAUAGCGAGCGCGCUACCGAGACGCGUGGCGUCGCAGAGCGCGAUCACGUCGGGUGGAGAGCACUCUGGACACGACGAGGGACUGGAGAAAAUGCCAGUGGCCGAGGACGAUCGCGCGGGGACCGUCGCGCAUCGAAAAAAAGCGCACCCCUACAGGUUCCUCCGAGCGUAUCGAGAGCUCGACGCACCCAGGGUCCCCCCCGGGCCCGGAAUUCUCGUCUCUCGGCGGGAAUAACUACGCGCAUGGGGUUCUGCAUGCUCGUCGCCGGUUGUAAAUACGUAGAAAUCAACGACUUCGAAGCCCUGGAGCGGCGGCCCGACCGAUCCUCCUCGGCCACCGGCGGCUAAACAUAAUUGUACAUACGAGACGGGACGAUUGUCCCGCGAGAACGUUCGACGCGAAUCGAGGACACGCGACGAGUGCGUUCAGGCUAACUUUCUGUACUUACGUUGUACGAGGAAUAGAUGAAGGAUCGUGACCGAUCGAGAGAGUGAGAGAGAAGUUCGCGUUGGAACGGUGGACGCACGAUGGAAUCCUGUUUUUUUAAAACGUAUUUUCUUUUUUUUUUUCUUUUUUUUUUUUUUUUUUAAAUGGUUCAACGAUACGGACCACGGGAAUGAAAGAGGGAGAUAGCACAAGUGCAAGGAUUAAGCAAAAAGGCAGUAUAUAGGUGUGAACGAUAGGAGACGAAGAGAGAAUGAGAAUACGGAUCACCCUACCCAUCGAACACGAAAAAAGUUCAAACAUAUCUCACGCAUAAUUGUAUAUAUACAGCAGCGGCGUACGCCUAUUCAAUUACUUUAUUACGAUUAUUAUUAUUAUUAUUAUUAUUAUUAUUAUUAUUAUUAUUGUCAUCAUCAUUACGAUGAUUAUUAUUAUUGUCAUGAUCAUGAUUUUAUUAUUAUUAUUAUUAUUAAUUAUUAUUAAUAUUAUUAAUUAUUUUUAAUUAUUAUUAUUAUUACCGACUAAUGAUCGCCGAGAAGAUCCUUCAUGAAAGAAAGAAAGGGACAUUUUUGUUUUUGAACAAAAAUAUAGCUCAACUCAAUGUGUACCCAGUUGCCAUGUAUUUUAAUUUAUUUAGAUUCUUAAAUAAAUUUUAUUGAAUAAAA